Molecule: messenger RNA, 1369 nt
Organism: Spinacia oleracea (spinach)
Lineage: Eukaryota; Viridiplantae; Streptophyta; Magnoliopsida; Caryophyllales; Amaranthaceae
Exons: 6
Coding region: 84-1025 (313 amino acids)
Source: RefSeq, a predicted model, not a curated record
CCCACGGGAAGGGAGAGAUAUUACCGAACUGAAACGGCUUAUGCAACCUUACCCAGAAAUUAUCAUAAUCGUGAUCGGGGGAGAUGAGUAAGAAGAGAAUACUGAUUGUGGGAGGAACAGGCUACUUGGGUCAGCAUCUUCUCCAUUCAAUUUCAGACCCUUCUUCUUUUGAUCUCGCCUUCACUUAUCACUCUACCCCUCCUUCCAAUUUGCUCCUUGCUCUCCCUCACUCUCUCUCCUUCCCCCUUGAUCUGCACAAUGGUCACGGCUUCGAUUCUAUUACUGCUACAUUCGGCCAGCCAGAUGUGGUAGUGAAUUGUGCUGCCCUUUCUGUCCCUCGGGCUUGUGAGGUGGAUCCUGCAGCUGCUAUGUCCAUUAAUGUGCCCACUGCUCUUGUCAACUGGAUGUCGAGUUUUAAAGAGAAAGACACUCUUUUUAUUCAUCUUUCAACUGAUCAAGUUUAUGAAGGGACCAAGUCUUUCUACAAAGAGGAAGAUGAGACUUCUCCAGUGAACAUUUAUGGAAAAUCAAAAGUGGAAGCAGAGAAGUUUAUUCUUUCAAAUUCCUCAAACUUUGCAAUUUUGAGAAGCAGUAUCAUCUAUGGCCCACAGACGAUAUCACCUGUCCCAAAGUCCCUUCCAAUUCAGUGGAUUGAUGGGGUUCUAUCAAAAGGAAACAAGGUGGACAUCUUUUAUGACGAGUUUCGAUGCCCGGUGUUUGUCAAGGACGUAGUGGCUGUCAUUUUAGCUUUGAUAACGAAAUGGGUCACAGAGGCCAAACCGAUGCAAUUAUUGUUAAAUCUCGGGGGCCCAGAUAGAGUUUCCCGUGUUCAGAUGGCUGAGGCUGUAGCAGAGAGCAGAGGAUAUGACAUAUCAUUGAUCAAUCACGUGUCUGCAUCAUCGGUUGAUCGUGGUGUGAAAUCCCCAGCCGAUAUAUCCAUGGACAUCAGCAAGCUUGUUAAAACACUCAAUAUAUCACCUACCUCGUUCAAAGACGGUGUAAAUUUGACACUUGCAACUCCAUGACUGGUAGACGAGUCUGCAAAGAUAUACUAUUGCGUUGUGACCCUUUUAUCUAUUUCUCGUUCCUUGCUCAUUCCUUGCCAAGAUCAUAAACUCUCAUCUCAAAGGCUACACAUUGUCCUUUGCUGGAUGUUUAUUCUGCUAGUUUUUCUGAUAACACAAGCCAAAGGUGUCAUCAAAACCAGUACGAUGGCCAGAUUGCGCUCCGAAGUGGAGAGGUGUUGUACUACUUGAGGAGAUGUCCUUGUUCCUCUUCCCUGCAAAGGCAUCAAGAAUGAAAACCAUGUUGUAUACACACUGCAAAUCACAUCCCAAUAAAUUUUUACUUUUGUGGUGUUUUUGACUUC